Messenger RNA from Diaporthe citri, 1143 nucleotides. RefSeq lists its product as uncharacterized. NCBI's taxonomy places the organism in Eukaryota, Fungi, Ascomycota, Sordariomycetes, Diaporthales, Diaporthaceae. The record is from RefSeq and is a predicted model, not a curated record. Bases 1 to 1143 code for a protein of 380 amino acids. The transcript is spliced from 5 exons.
AUGCUCGACUCAUUCAUCCUCCGCUCUGGUUCCGAGGAGCUGGCCAAGGCGAUACACUCACUCUCCGGGGCUGUGACGACCGUUUUCUCUUCACACGGCUCUGGGCAAGGACAAGAUUGUACAAAGGGCUAUGUGAUCGCCUCCUGGGCUCUGCUUCUGUGCGGUAAUGGCUUGGCCGCCUCCGCGCCGUCAUACGGCUUCAGGAUCAUUGAAGGUACCUCGCAUGGCUGGGUACUGGCCUUCUCGUCUAUCAGCUUCUUCUAUAUUGCGAUGGCUCUAAGCAAGACCGCCUUUGCGGUGACCCUGAUCCGGCUCUCCGGUGGCAGGACGCGAGUGAUCCUGUGGGUCGUCGUCUUGUUUGUCUGUGCCGUGAACAUCGCGGCGGCUGUGAUCACAUGGCUGGACCUCUGCGAUGCGCUCGCGGACGUCAAGGGGAUAUCUGGCUUCUGCGUCCCUAUGCAGACUGCAGUUUGGAUACAUGUGGCUAACGCUGCUGUCACAAUACUUGCUGACGCGUAUUUGGCUUAUUUGCCUUGGAGGGUGCUGGCAAAGAUAUACAUUCCGAGCAGAGAGAAAUGGGGGGUGGGCAUCAUUAUGAGUUUAGUUGGUCUGGCAGGCAUAGUCUGCUUGGUCAGGACGGUACUAGCCAGCCAUAGCUCAAAAGCAACCGAGGAGCUGGGGACGCCAGACUGGACCUGUGAAUGGUGGGUGGCUCUUGUUGGUCUCUUCCAAGCUGAGGUCGCAAUCUACAUCAUUGCGCAGGCGAUUCCCUUGCUCCGGGUUUUCUACCUCGGCCAAACAAAGCGAUCAAGCCGGACAGCAGGCUUGGUCCAGGAGGCCCCGCCGCCAUCAUUUGUGGGAAAGAAGCUGACGACGCGAGUGACCGGUGGAGAGACCAUACACGAGGCUGAUGAGAGUAUCGAGCUGGUGCAGCUUCCGAGCGGCAAAAUUGUCCAGGCCAAUUCGGAGGAGGGGAAGGCAUUCAAGGCAUCUCGGCCGACCGAGGGAACUGCUGUCCCUCAGACGCAGUUGCAGCAAACGACUGGCUUCAACAUGUACGACGAGGAGGGCUUGGUCACAGUCUCCCUCGCCGCUGCCCGCAAGUCGAGGGGUGCAACACCUGGGAUGAAGGCGCAGGCUUAG